Stegastes partitus (bicolor damselfish) is the source of this 6431-nucleotide messenger RNA. It is a transcript of the gene greb1, whose product is annotated as growth regulating estrogen receptor binding 1. The record is from RefSeq and is a predicted model, not a curated record. The transcript has 33 exons. The coding region runs from base 1 to 5988 and encodes 1995 amino acids. Lineage: Eukaryota; Metazoa; Chordata; Actinopteri; Pomacentridae. Gene Ontology annotation, biological process: multicellular organism development.
AUGGGGAACUCUUAUGCGGGCCAGCUGCGGACCACGCGCUUCGAGGAGGUCCUCCAUAACUCCAUUGAGGCAUCGCUGAGGUCAAACACCGUCGUGCCUCGACCUGUUUUCUCACAGCUGUACCUCGAGACAGAGCAACCAUUGGCACACGAUGGCCGUACAGAAAAUGAUGAUGAAGACGAUGAGGAUGGCUCAGAGUCUAACAGCCCUCCAGUACCCUACCAGAUGAAGCCCCCACCUGAGGGAUGUUGCACCACAGAUGGCUUUUGUCAGGCGGGCAGGGACUUGCGUUUGUCCUCACUUGCCUCAGAUCCCUUGGACGUGCCCCCUGGGUUCAUGUUAGUUGGCGUAAAGUCUCCUGCCCUCCCUGAGAACCUGCUGGUGUGCGCUGUGGACCGCCGCUUUCUGCCAGACGAACGGGGACGCAAUGCUCUGCUGGGCUUCUCUGGAAACUGUAUGGGCUGUGGAGAGAAAGGCUUCCGCUAUUUCACAGAGUUCUCCAACCACAUUAACCUGAAGCUCAGCACCCAGCCCAAAAAACAGAAGCACUUGAAGUACCAUCUGUACCGAAACAACCAGGGCAUGCUGGUCAAAGGGGCUCCCAUCUGCUGGAGGGGAAACGAUGGCAGGAUGAGGCCGAUUGGUUCCAGUCUCUCUGAAGGCCACUUGACAUCAGAUGAUCACCCGCCAAACUUGGCAUCAACUCACCCAUCACAGACCUCUGGCAGCUACACAGGAUCACAUGUGGAGCCACAAAUAGCUGACAUCUCACACACGCUGGUCAAUGGCAACCAUGCUGUUCCCUCCAUUGUCCAGCCACCUUCAAGUCAGUCCGGGCCUGGGAAACCCUCAGCUACAGGGCCCCAUGCGAAUGCUGGUCCCCCUAAAAAGAGGCACAAGGGCUGGUCACCUGAAUCAUCCUCCAACAGUGUUCCAGAGAGCACUGUGAAGACUCCGCCAUCUUCAUCAGCUUUAACAACAUCAGUGUCCUCUGUCAUCACAAAUGGAGGCAGAUCAGAGACUGCCGUCCUGCAGACGUCAUCGCUGGCAUCCUCAACCCCACUUUCUCCCCCAGGGCUGCCUGUAACAGUGCCUGAUCAGCUGCUACACAUCUGCAGACUGCAACCUGUCAUAUUCAAAGGUCAUGGGCCUCUUCCUCAGCUGAUUGGCAAUGUGAAUGAAGUGCUCGUCAGUUCUCUGCUCCAGAGUUGUUACCUGAGCUCACAAACGCUGCCCAGAGUCUACCAGCACUACGGGCCGUCACCCAUUCAGCCGCUGUCCACUGAGAUGCAGAUUCUGCUGACCGUCUACUACCUGGUUCAGCUAGGCCCUGACCAAGUGCCCCUGAUUGAGGACUUAGAGCAGAUAUUCAUGAGGUCAUGGAGGGAGUCCCACCUCAGCGAGAUCAGACAGUACCAGCAGCCUCAAACACCAGGAACCCAAGGGAGGCACUUUGGCAUUGAGACCCCCUCUACCUUGCCUGGGCUCCCCCAGCAUCUCUCUUUACCUCCCCAGACCCAACAACCUCUGACCCCCAGUCAGCUUCCCUGGCUUGCCCAGCUGGCUGCGUCAUCCUGCGGAGAGGGUGUUGUGGUUUUAGGGGAAGAAGUCGGAUCUUUGGCUCAAGGCCUCCAGCAAACGUUCAGCAGGUUAAUUGAAGGACGUCUUGAAAACACCAACUAUGUGGUCGUCAUUGUCACGUCACAAGGACAGGAGACACAGUCCUGUGUGGUAGUUACAGGUAAACAUCAAUGUCGUGCCUUGGCAGAGUCUAUGUUUUCUCCCAGUGAGGGCCUAAAGGAAAUCAACCACCAGCUCUCCGCUGGCGUUGCCCAGGAACUCAUCCAUUACUGCAAUUCCCUCGGACAAGAUGGUGAUAUGGAUUCCCUUCUGGACAGCGCCACUGUGGACAGCAACGAGCCAUCUCCUUUAUCCAGCAGCCAGGAGUCCGCUGAAGAGAGAAGUCUUAAAAGCACGCAUAGCCCCAAAGACUCACACAGUCCGAAGGAUUCACAUGCACAGGGUUCAAAAGACUCACUCAGCCCUAAAGAACCAGCAUCAAGUCCAAAAGACGCCUGCUCAGAAUACUCUGUGGAAUGGCGUGAGGUUCGGCCCAUCCAGCUGGCCGUGGCGAGAAAGCUGCUGUCCCAUGUUUGUGCUAUAGCAGACUCCAGCACACAGAACCUGGACCUUGGCUCCUUUGACAGAGUCAGUUUCCUGAUUCUGGUCCCGCCCUCCGAGGUUACAUUUCAGCAGACUGUUCUCCAUCUCUGGAGCUCCGGUGUCCUUCAGGAGCUUGGGAGUUUAGACCAAGAGUGUGCAUCUCAACGCGAGGCAGAACGUUAUGUGGUCAAGAUGGACCAAAGUGCUCAGGCACGAAUUGACACCCUCAUCCAGGAAGCACACGGCAACUCGUACACACUCUACAUCCUGGUCCACGACCAUGCACACUGGGAUAUUAGCAGUGCAUCCUACAGCAGCUCAGACAGCGGUUUGGGUCUAGUGGACCAACUGUUAAACUCCCGACAGGUCAGAGAUUCCACAAACAUCCUGAUUCUCCACGUCACCUCGUUCCCCUUCGCUCUUCAGACACAGUGCACCCGCAUCAGCCCCUACAACGAGAUUCACUGGCCAUCUGCAUUCAGUAACGAUGUGGAUCUGUACCAUGAGAGGACUCGCUACUUUGGAGUGUCGGAGCUUUUAGAGUCAACCCGUUCAGGGAGCAGCCUCCCUCUGAUGCGUUACGAUUCCUCCUUUGAAAGCAUGGCAUCCACUCUGGAAGAGAGGUUUCCAAAACUGCACAGUGCUGUGAUCCGGACUACAGUUUUGAUCCAACACUACUGUGUAGCUCUGAUGGCUGUAUCUGGCAGAAUCAGUGGUUCCCACUAUCUCCACAAACACACCUCUGUAGAGACCAUGGAAAUCAUACAAUCUCUUCUUACUGCUGCCCAGCAGUGUCCCGCCCAUCACGGUCACAUGGUCCUGCUGCGGAUUCCCUCUUCAUCUCUGGCAGUUUGGGCCCACAGACGACUGUCAAGAGUCAGGAGGCAGCUGGGUCUGGAGGAGAGUUUUGAAAUCAUUCUGGGGAAUCCCAACCAAGCUCUGAAUAUUGGACAGACCUUCACUGAACAGAUCAAGAUGUGGUUGAAGAUCCAGGAUGCUGAGUGGAUUCCUCAAACCUACCUGGAGCUGGAGGCCCUUCCAUGCAUCCUGAUCCUGUCAGGGGCAGAGCCACUGGGAGAGUCUCUUCCCAGGUCACUCAAAUACUGUGAUCUUCGAGUGAUAAGCUGUUCCUACCUGCAGCGGACUACACUUGAACAGGAGCUGGGACUGGCUGCUUAUCUAGUGAAGGCUGAGUCACGACCCCCACACAACCCCGGACCAGGAAGUGACCUGCUCGAAAGUGAUGCAGAAAAACUCAGCAGCACUGACAACGAGGAGGAGGAAGGACAAGAAAACGGAGACUCUCCCUUGUCGUCCAGCCAGCCGCCCCAGUCGUGCCCAGACAGUGGAGCUCCAGAUCCCUUCCCUGCUCAAACUGCCACCUCACCAAAUGUCAAGAAAGUGACAAUCGACAGCAUGCAGUCUCCUUUACAAUCACAGACUCAACUUCAGCCCCAGCCAUCAUCUCAGUCUUUUCAUUAUCCUCAACCAGCAGGACACCACCAAACCCAACCUCAAGUUCAGAGUCAUUCCCAAGCCCAGCCGACCUCCCAGACGCAGACUCAGAUUCAGCCGUUAUCCCAAACACAUUCUCAACCUUACACACAAACGUCCCCCCAGCAGCAAAUAGUCCAAAGUCAACCUCAACCGCCGCCUCCUGCUCAGUCUCGUCGCCAACACUCCAAAUCCACAUCCUCUGGCUCUUUGUCCCCGCAAGCCUCCUCUCCUCAUCUGAGCUGUUCCUGGGCACGAGGAGUCAGUCGUCCUCCGUCGGUGCUUCUCCCUCGUGCCCUCCAUGAUAUUAUCACAGCAAGUGACGGCAGCGGGCUACCACGAUGUACUUCAUUCCUGCCGCACAUGUCUGUGGCGUGGGCUAGCAGCUUCAGGCCUCUGCUGAGUAAAAUGAUGACAUGUACAGAGCAGUCCCUCUAUUAUCGUCAGUGGACGGUCCCACGCUCCUACCACAUGGACACCAGUAAUCGCACUGAAGGACGAAAUGACAACUUUCAUCCUCGUAGGUUGCUGCUCAGUGGACCCCCGCAGGUGGGUAAAACGGGAGCGUAUCUACACUUCCUGGGUAUUCUGUCUCGGAUGCUGAUCAGGCUGAUGGAGGUGGAUAUCUACGAUGAAGAAGACAUCAACUUCAUUGCCCAGACAGAGGGGGUGCAGUACCACCCACCCAAUGCUCCCUGGCCCAGCCCAGACAUUGUGAAGACAAUUCCCUUUGACUACAACAUCCAUGACCCUAAAUAUGACGACAUCAGCAGUGUGUAUUGCCCCGGAUAUAAACCCAGUGCUGAGGGAAACCCUGUGCGCCAGGAGGACGUGUACCUCCGUAGACGGACAUCUAGGAUUAAGCUGUCUAAAUAUGCAGCCUACAACACCUAUCACCACUGUGAACAGUGUCAUCAGUACUUGGGUUUCAACCCCAGAUACCAGAUGUAUGAGUCAACGCUCCAUGCCUUCACAUUCACCCAUCUGCUGCUCGGGGAGGAGAUCCAGCUCUACUUCAUCAUUCCAAAGUCCAAAGAGCACUACUUCAGCUUCAGCCAACCAGGAGGCCAACUGGAGAGCAUGCGCCUGCCUCUCACGUCUGAUUGGAACCCAGACUGCAUCAAGAGUCCAAUCUUCACCCCAACCACAGGUCGCCACGAGCACGGCCUGUUUAACCUUUAUCAUGCUAUGGAUGGAGCCUCACAUCUCCACAUCCUGGUGGUCAAAGAGUAUGAGAUGGCCGUCUACAAAAAGUACUGGCCCAACCACAUCAUGCUGGUCCUGCCCACUGUCUUCAAUGGAGCUGGAAUAGGUGCUGCUCACUUCCUGAUUAAGGAGCUUUCGUAUCACAACUUGGAGCUGGAACGCAGUCGGCGUGUGGAGGGAGGAGGUCCAGCGGGCGACGUCUGGCCCUUCAUCAUCCUGGCUGAUGACUCGUGUGUUAUGUGGAACGCAGUGGACCUCGACUCGCGCAGUGGUCCAGUGGAGCACGCCGUGUCGCUGAAACAGGUCUUACAGCACAUGGAGGCCUGUCCAGACCUAGCUCACUAUGGCGUUUGUGGCAUCAGGAAGUGGAGCAGCCGUGGUCCUCCAGGUAAUAAACAGCGAGAGCCCUUCUCCAGAGGUCACCUUCAUGACUUCCUUCUCCUCAAUGUCGACCGGAGCCAGAACGUCCAGUACGACCAGAACCGCUUCACCUGCCACGACGUGGACUUCACCCUGAGGCUGCACAGUGCCGGGCUGCUCGUCUGCAGAUUCAACAGCUUCAGUGUCAUGAAGAAGCAGAUCGCCAUCGGAGGAUACAGAACAUUCAUUAUCAAGACCAAGAUGACAGAUGUUCCAACAUCAGUGGGGCCCUCACAAUACAUCUGUGCCCCAGACAGCAAGCACCUUUUCUUGGCUACACCGGCACAGCUCCUCCUGGAGAAAUACCUCCAGCACACCAGCCAGAAGCUGUUUCCACUCAGCACCAAGAACUACACACACCCUGUGCUGUCUGUGGACUGUUAUCUCAACCUGGGACCUGAGGUGACGGUGUGUUUUGUGAGUUCCAGACCUCACUCCAUCAACAUCAGCACCGCAGGGCUGCUGUUCAGUGGACUUCUCCUCUGUUUUGCCGAUGCCUUUGUGACUCCUGCGUUCCUGAAGAAGUUCAGCUUUCUUAAAGGAGCAACUCUGUGUGUUAUCAGUGCAGAUCGUAGCUCGCUGAGGCAGACGGUCGGCAGGCUGGAGCUGGAGGAGGAGUGGAGGUUCAGGCUCAGCGACGAAUUCCAGACCGCCAACGCCAAAGAGGACCGACCGCUCUUCUUCCUGACCGGAAAACAUAUUUGACUGAAACAGGAAUACGCUAUGGACUGCAAAGAGUCGCAGCCAGGACUGAAAUCACUUGCCAAAGAGAAGAAACGCACUACCGUGUGUGUUUUUGUUUUUGUUUUUGUUUUUGUAGCAUGACAGUUCGCACUAACACGUGCUGCGAACGGACAUUGCAGGCUAUAAAAGGACACACUAUCCAUGUUACCAAAACCUACGAGACCUUCUGGAAGAGUGGAAGGAAUAUGAAACACUGUUUAUUACCCAUCACUGCACACACAUGCUCGAAUAGGAUUUAGAGGUGAGAUCCAAUGAGAAAGUUUUUCAGCGAACAUGAAAUCCUGCUCCACAAAACCCCUGAAUGUUCAUGAAAGGCUAAUAACGAGAAAUUCCAGAUAAUAAAUAGCCAUCAUCUGAUUGUAUAGUUGUAUUUGAAUAAAAGCAGAUGUAAGCAAAAAAAAAAA